Molecule: messenger RNA, 720 nt
Organism: Striga hermonthica
Lineage: Eukaryota; Viridiplantae; Streptophyta; Magnoliopsida; Lamiales; Orobanchaceae
Source: the annotation of a GenBank genome assembly
AUGUCGUCGCACAUGACGUGCCUAAGGAUCUCAUUGCUGGUGCAUCAGUUUCUGAGUAUCAAUGCCCAUCUCGCCCAGUUGCAACAGAUGGGUGAGAAAUUCUCCAUCCUUGGCCGCCUGGGCGACAACAAUAAGCUCGAUCAGUUUAUGGUCAUCAUUAGUGGCCAUUUGGGGUGGGUGCGAUCCGUUGCUGUUGACCCAAGUAAUAAUUGGUUUUGCACAGGAUCUGCUGAUCGAACAAUCAAGAUAUGGGACUUAGCAAGUGGCCGCGUGAAACUGACGCUUACUGGUCACAUUGACCAAGUACGAGGUCUUGCUAUUAGCAGCAAGCACACAUACAUGUUUUCUGCUGGUGAUGACAAAUUAGUUAAAUGUUGGGACCUAGAGCAGAACAAGGUUAUUCGUUCUUCCCAUGGUCAUCUAAAUGGUGUUUAUUGCUUGGCUCUUCAUCCCACUAUUGACAUUUUGUUUACUGGUGGGCGAGAUUCCGUAUGUCGGGUGUGGGAUACUCGCAGCAAAAUGCAAAUUCAUGCACUUUCUGGACAUGAAAAUACGGUCUGUUCAGUCUUCACAAGGCCUACGGUCAGGUUGCUGCCUCUACCAAUAGAUGCUACCAUACCUAACUAUCCCGGGUUACAACCUCAGCAGCUUCAAAUGUUACUUACUAUGCAUGUCAGCCUAAGAGGCAUCUCCUUACAACUGGAUGGAGUGUGUUCGUGA